This is a messenger RNA of Striga hermonthica, 459 nucleotides long. Lineage: Eukaryota; Viridiplantae; Streptophyta; Magnoliopsida; Lamiales; Orobanchaceae. The record is from the annotation of a GenBank genome assembly.
AUGGCGACGAAGUUACUAUUAUUGGCUUCUCUUUCUUGCUUUUGCGUCUCAGCAAUAGCUGCUGGAGCCCAAUCUCCGGCAGCCUCACCUACUACUCCUGCGACCACUCAUUCGCCGGACAACCCACCUCAGCCUUCGGCCACCCCACCGCCGUCAGCUCUGCCUCAUCCUCCACCAGCUCAGCAGCCGCUGCCAGCUCAUGCAUUGGCACCGGGGCCCGCCAAGCACAAGAAGAAGCACAAGCAUCAUCAUCAUCACCAUCAUCACACACAUGCACACGCGCCGAAAGUCCCGGGCCCACGAGCCCUGCCCAAAGUCCAAGAAACGGACGGGAAAACUUCACCAGCGCCCUCCCUGACUCUAUAUCUGAACAAAGGUGUAUCAAGAAGAGGUAGAAUGCGGGUGAUUGCUGGAUUUGCAGCGGCUACGUUUUUCGCCAUCACUCGUUUUUGUUCCUAA